ACGACAAUCUGGCAACGUUGCCCGUGAGUGGUCGGCGAGGAGGCGCGUGUCGGCGGCUGAGUGUGUGUGUUUGUGUGUUAUUUUCCUUCGCUCCCUCGUGACCGUGCGCCGCCAUGGGGGCCUACCUGUCCAAGCCCGUGACGGAGAAGACCAGCAGCGACGGGCAGCAGGGCGAGGUGCACUUCGGCGCCUCGGCCAUGCAGGGCUGGAGGGUGUCGCAGGAGGACGCACACAAUGCCAUCCUGGAUUAUGACGCGCACACACACCUCUUCGCUGUGUACGACGGACACGGCGGACACGAGGUCAGCGCGUACACGGCGAUGGAACUCCCGCAGGUCAUCAAGAACACAAGCGCGUACACGGAAGGCAAGAUCUCGCAGGCGCUCACAGACGCGUUCAUGGAUUUUGACGCAACCUUGGUGCAGCCGGAGGUGGUGUCGGUCCUAACGCACAUAGCCAGCAGCAAGGAGCAGGCCGAGGAGUCCGACGACAGCGAGGAGGAUGUUGACGGGCUGUACCGGGAGGCCACGAUGCCCUUGGCCGAGGUCAUCGCCAAGUACGCAGACAACCCUCAGGUGGCGCGGUGCAAGGACAAAAAGACUGCCUCUCCAUACCUCAAGGCCAAAGGUGGAGGAAACAAAGCAGAGGAGGAAAUGGAGGAGGAGGAGGAGGAGGCUGCUGGUUCUUCCUCCUCCUCCUCCUCAACCUCCCUCCCUUCCUCCUCUUCCGUGAACGGCGCAAAGGCAGAAGAGGAGGAGGAGGAGGAGGUGAAGAAGAAGGAAGAGAAGAAGGAGGAGAAGGUGGAGAGAAAAGUGGAGGUCAACGGAGAGAACAAACACAUCAUAAACGGAGGAAAGGAGGAAGAGGAGGAGGAGGAGGAGGAGGAGAAGAAAGAGGAGGAAGCAAUUUUGAACGGUGAAACAAAGGAAGAAGAAAAAGAAGAGGAAGAGGAAGAGAAGACCAGGAAAGGGAAGGGAGGGAAAGGAGGAAAAGGAGGAGGUGGAGGAAAGGGAAAGUCUCUCCUCAAGAACUCGGAGGUAGUCGCUCUGAGGGAGAGAAGAGCGAAGGAGAAGCGGAGGGAAGCAGCGAUCAAGGCGGCGGAGAUAUACAGGAAGAUACAGGAGGAGGGAGGAGGAGGAGGAGAGGAAGAGGAGGAGGAGGAGGAGGAAGAUGAAGAUGAUGAGGACGAGAGCUUUGAGGAUGCUGGAGACGACGCAGAGGAGGACGUGGAAGGGGAGGAGAGCGAGGAAGAAGAGGAGGAGGAGGAAGAGGAAGAGGAGGAGGAGGAGGAAGACGGGGUGGAGGCGGAAGAGGAUGAGGAUGAUCCGUAUGCCCAAUUUGCCCUCAACAUGAAGGAGGAGUCCGGGUUCGACAGUGGGUGCACAGCCUGCGUGGCGCUGCUCCGAGGGAAUGAGCUGUUCGUGGCUAAUGUGGGAGACUCCCGCUGUGUGGUGUGCCGCGGCGGGGAGGCGCUGGACAUGUCCCUCGACCACAAACCAGAGGACGACCCCGAGGCGACCCGGAUCAAGAACGCAGGAGGUCGGGUCACAGCGGACGGAAGGGUCAACGGAGGACUGAACCUGUCGCGGGCUAUUGGUGACCACGGGUACAAACAGAACAAGGCACUGCCAGCGGAGGAGCAGAUGAUCAGCCCCCUGCCUGACGUGCGCUCGGUGAUGCUCACGCCGGAGGACAGCUUCAUCAUUGUGGCAUGUGACGGGAUAUGGAACUCUCUCUCGUCACAGGAGGCGUGCGACUUUGUGGCUGACAGAAUGGCCAAGCUGGGGGAUGACGGCAAGCUGUCCAGCAUAUGUGAGGAGCUGUUUGAUCACUGCCUGGCACCAGACACCCAUGGCGACGGCACUGGCUGUGAUAACAUGACCUGUAUCAUCAUCAAUCUCAAAGACUGCCCCAAACCACACCCAAAACCCGCCAUCGCACCCACCCCCUCGUCCACCACCUCCUCCAAAAGGCCGCUAGGAGGAGAUGAGGAGGAGGAGGAGGAGGAGAAGAAGGAGGAGGAGGAGAAGAAGGAGCCAGAGGAGAAGAAGUUGAGGACAGGAGAUUAAAGACUGGAUUUUGUAGGGAUUAAUUAGGUUAGAUUAUUAUUAUUAUUAUUAUAUAUUUUUUUUGAAUGUAGUUCUUGUAUUUCUUUUAUUAUUAUUAUUUUUUAGGGCAAGAUAUUGAAAUGUUUGUGUAGGGGGUUUUGUCACGCACACACACGCACACACACGCACACACACACACACACACACAUAUACACUAGUUGUUCGGUUUGCUCAGUACAAAAUAACCUUAUCUGAGCUCUCUCUCUCUCUCUCUCUCUCUCUCUCUCUCUCUCUCUCUCUCUCUCUCUCUCUCUCUCUCUCUCUCUCACAUAU
This is a messenger RNA of Eriocheir sinensis (Chinese mitten crab), 2381 nucleotides long. Its product is annotated as probable protein phosphatase CG10417. Gene Ontology annotation, molecular function: cation binding; protein serine/threonine phosphatase activity. Lineage: Eukaryota; Metazoa; Arthropoda; Malacostraca; Decapoda; Varunidae. The transcript is spliced from 8 exons. Gene Ontology annotation, biological process: protein dephosphorylation. The record is from RefSeq and is a predicted model, not a curated record. Bases 114 to 2069 code for a protein of 651 amino acids.